AUGGCGACAGCAAGGAAUGCUAAUGGAUCUGUGUCCUGCCGUUGUGUCCUCGUGGUGGACAAGGGAAUUCGUGCUUACAUAGCACCGGAAUUCCUGUGCGGCCUCGAUGCCGCGUACACAGUGAAAUCGGGUGGCGAUCUACGAAUGACGGCUCAAAUAGAGGCGUAUCCCAGCGUCGGUAUCGUAUGGCACCGUGACGGAAUCCGACUUCGACCCAGCAGAAGAGCAGUAAUGACCCUGAACCAUGAUGGUACCGUUGAACUGUCGUUGGGUAAGGUGACUGCAAGGGAUGCUGGUGUUUACAUUUGCACCGCCACCAAUGAAGUAGGUCGAACCGAAACUUCUACGAAAGUGUCCAUUAUUGGCGCUGAAACUCAGGACGACGAGAUGUCGAUCGAAGGAGCGCCCACCAUCACAGUCGCAACGCCUGAUAUUCCGUAUUCGAAGGAGCCUCUUUUUAUCACAAAACCUUUGUCCACCGAAGCGGUCGAAGGCGACACUGUCAUCAUAUUGUGCGAGGUGGUCGGUGAUCCCAAACCGGAAGUAAUGUGGCUCCGCGACUUUCUCAAGCCCGAUUACUACCGGGACGCGCCCCACUUCCGUUUGGUCGGCGAAGGACCACAAUACCGACUGGAGAUACCAUACGCGAAACUCGAUUUUACUGGAACGUAUUCCGUGAUAGCGCGCAACUGCCAUGGGGAUGCGAAGGCUGUGAUUUCUUUGCAGAUCUACGCGAAAGGUCAAGGCAAAGAGGAAAAAAUGAAGAAAUCGGGGGUCACUCACGGAAAAGUGCUAACUUUACCGGAGAUCACGAGGGAACUGCGGGACCUCAGGUGUUGCGACGGCGACGCCGUCACCCUUGAGUGUAAAGUUCACGCCACACCUGAGGCACCUUUGGUGCGAUGGGAACGCGGAGGAAAGAUUCUUCCCAUGGAUGGCGACUUUUCCGUGGAUUUCGACGGAGAAACCGCUCGUUUGAGCAUCCAACAUGUCUACCCGGAGGACGAGGGCGAGUACACCUGUGUCGUUUACAACGACCUUGGAAAAGCGUUCACGUCGGCGUGCCUGGUAGUGGAUGUGCCCGAAGGAAAGGAGAAUACUUUGAGCCAAAGAUUGACAAGGCCCGCGGCCCUAUUGUCGGCGGGAUCGACGCCGAGAUCGACGCCACGAUCGACGCCGAUCAGAAGUUUGUCGCCGGCAGUUUCGCAUGGUCGAGAACUGAGGUCCCCGCAACUCCUGCCGCGAUGUAGAUCGACGUCAAGACGACCAAAAAUCAGUCCACCGAAAUUUUACGCGGUUCCACACAAUCGAGUGGUCGAGGAAGGUGAAACCGUGCGAUUCCAAUGCGCUGUGGUCGGCCAUCCUACACCGUGGGUAAAAUGGGACAAAAAUGGCUUAGCCGUUACGCCUACCGCGAGGAUCUCCAUAAAGGAACGGGACGACGUGAAGAUAUUGGAAAUCGUCGAAGUCACCCAAGAGGACGCCGGAUUGUACAGGGUGAUCGUGGAGAACGACUACGGCCGUAUCGAAGCUAGUGCCCGCUUGGAAGUGAUAAAUCGUCAACUACUUGGCCUGGUCUCCCGGACGAUCAGAACCAGAAGCGCGUCUCCUCGAACAUACCCAUCCUUUGGUCGAAGCCUAUUGGACACAACAACCAGAAUAAAUGGGCGACUGCAACUUGGAUGCGGCAUCAGAGGAUCGCCCAGUCCGACACCAACGUGGUUCAGAAAUGGACGACCGUUGGAACGAUCGAGUCGAAUAAAAAGGUACAUCGACGGCAAUACCGCGAAAAUCGAAAUUUCAAAAGUGAAAGCGAGCGACGCCGGUGUAUACACUUGCGUGGCAACGAACGUCCUUGGUUCCACCAAGAAUACGUGUCAGGUGACCGUUCUUGACCCCCACGAUCCGUCCACUUGCGACAAGGAUCCCCCAAGGUUCCUCCAGUCUCUCCCUGAAGAGUCGAUCGUCAUGGAAGGACAUUGUUAUGAGCUUCAAUCGCGACUCACGGGUACUCCACCCUUCGCGGUUGUUUGGUCCAAGGACGGUCGUGAGGUACCUGACAACGAUUACUGCAAACACGUGACAUAUGGUGACGGUGGAAUCGCUCUUAGAUUGUCUAACGUGUCUCCACAAGAUGCUGGAGAAUACACUUGCCUAGUUCGCAACAGUUUUGGGGAGGCUUCUUGUAAAGGUCUCUUUGCUGUUCAAGAUUACAAGGGUGUUCCCAAACUAGCACCGCAGUUCACGAAAACUCCAGUAUCGGUUAUCACAUCGAAGGGAGAGACUGCGUGCUUCUGUGCUCGAGUGCAAUGUGGAAAGCCCAUGGAAGUCACGUGGACGAUCAAUGGAAAAGACGUUAAAGAAAAUUUACGAUGCAAGGUUGAAAAGGACGAUAACGUAAGCAUCCUGAGGAUACACAAUGUGUCAGCUCGGGACACCGGUGAGGUUCGAUGCACAGCAUCCGUGGUUGGAAAGGGUCCGUCGAUCAGUUGUACAGCGGAAUUACGAUUGAAACGGUUCCAUCACCAUUCGGAGGACUCGACAUCACCGUACAACAACGUCUACGCAGAAAUCAAAAAGAGUGCCAAUUGCGCUCGCAGUAAUUCUCUGAGGAAAACGGCCAGAAAUGUUCCUCGAUCGCCUCGGCAUCAACGUUACGAGUCACCAAUGCGCGCUAGAUCGUCUUCGUUGCCUUUGAAAUCCACUCCAAACACCCAACAGUCUCCUUCGCCGAUAAAAAGGAACGUUCCACCGAGUCCGUUGCUCGGCUCGAGAAGAAUACUCGAAAAUAAAUCAAAUGGAAGGAAAGAUCUAGCUCGAAAACAGACAGACAAUAACGUAGCUCGUUUAGUGAGGAACUCGAACGAUCGAAAGAUCUCGUCUUCCGAUGACGAGGAUGUGAAUGUCGCGAAUGAAACGUUGUCUUCGACAGCAUCGAACGAAACUAGUUCGGAACUAGUAAAGGAUCAGAAAAAAUGUUUGCAGAAGAUAUCACUGAGUCCUGAUCCGUGUAAGACUGAGAAAAAUUCGAAAGAAAUUCGGGAUAAUUCGAAUAAGUAUGACAAUACGCCUAUAAUAUGCAUGGAAUGUGCUCCAGUUUCGGAAAUACCGGAUGAUCCUUCGAAGAAGGACGAUGACGUCGAGACGAAGGAGGAGAAAGUUAACGACGCGCCGUUGGAAUUUAUCGCGGCCGCUAUUGUAAAGGUACCAGCUGACGUCACGGUCUUCAGAGGAAACAGGGUGGUCCUCCGGGCCAGCUAUUGUGGGUAUCCGGAACCACAGGUGAAAUGGCUUCGAGCGGGUCGCGAGCUGGUUGCAGGCAAAAAAACUGCUAUCACUUAUGGCGGUGGUGUCUCUUGCUUAAUAUCGGAUGACGUUACCGCCGACAACGCUGGAAAGUACGAAGUAUCCGUGGAAAACAGAUUGGGAAAGGACAGACGGUGCUUCAGCGUUGCUGUUGAAGGACCACCUGACCCUCCAGCGGGUGUUCCCAGCGUGUACUGUUCCCCGGGCACGACCACCAUCAAUUGGCGAUCGUCACCGUACGACGGCGGCUGUACAGUCACCGGUUAUACCGUGGAAAUGAAUCGGGCCGGUGAAAAUACCUGGACGACCGUCGCUGAAUCCUGUCACUCGCUGAGUCACACGGUACCAGCACUUGGAACGGACACCGUCGUACCCGGUGAGAGAUAUCGAUUUCGCGUUCGAGCGGAGAACAUCCACGGGGUCAGCGAACCGGGAAACGAGUCCGAGUUCGUCAGAAUCCCGAAGGAAGGGGAGACGCAGCUUUACGAGGACGAGGAAGAAUUUGAGCCACCAUUCGAAGCCAGAGUGGUCGAAAUGGAAGACGGACAUCUGUUCGCCGAUCGGUACGAUGUCCUAGAGGAGCUCGGAAAGGGUCGGUACGGUACCGUGAAGAGAGUCACCGAAAAAUCCAACGGAACGAGCUUCGCCGCUAAAUUCGUCAGGACCAUCAAGACUAAAGAUCGAGAACAAGUUCGGGAAGAGAUACGAAUCAUGAAUAUCCUGAGGCAUCCAAAGCUUCUUCUUCUUGCCGCUGCUUUCGAGAGUCCCCGAGAGAUCAUUAUGAUCACCGAAUACAUUUCUGGUGGCGAACUGUUCGAAAGAGUGGUUGCUGAUGACUUUACGCUCACUGAAAGAGACAGUAUACUGUUUAUGACACAGAUUUGUGAGGGUGUCGAAUAUAUGCAUCAGAAUAAAGUGGUCCACCUGGACUUGAAGCCAGAGAAUAUCAUGUGCAGGACGCGAACUUCCCAUCAGAUCAAGCUGAUCGAUUUCGGUCUAGCUCAGACUCUGAAACCGGACACUCCGAUCAGAGUCCUUUUCGGUACGCCGGAAUUCAUUCCGCCGGAAAUCAUAAGUUACGAGCCGAUCGGCACGGAGUCAGACAUGUGGAGCGUCGGUGUGAUUUGCUACGUUCUACUGACCGGUUUGUCGCCGUUUAUGGGUGACAACGACGCCGAAACCUUCGCGAACAUCACUCGAGCGGAUUACGAUCUAGAGGACGAAGCAUUCGACGCGAUAUCGAACGACGCUAAGGACUUCAUUAGCGGUUUACUCGUCAAACGGAAAGAAUUGCGAAUGUCGGCAAGACAGUGUUUGGAGCACCCAUGGAUGGCGCAACACGCGGAAGCUAUGAGUAGGAUCGCCUUGCCGACAGAAAAAUUGAAGAAAUUCAUCGUACGAAGAAAGUGGCAGUUGCCAGCGAUAUUGAGGACCCACGGCUACUAAUCGGCCGUAAUCGAAGUAAAUUCGUACCGACCGGAAAUGUAAGCCGCACCGCGAAAUUGUUCGAAAAGGAAGCGGCGGCGUCGAAGCCGCCAUCGAGCAUAACACAAAUGUCGCAGCGAGCGUAUCCAACGGUCCCCGUUCCCGCUGCAAAGCCUCACAACGAAAGGGUACAGAAAGCGUUCGCAUUCUGGAAUAAAUAAAUUAGUAUAAGAAACGAGGAACCUUAGUCUGUAACACUUUUAAACUCAGUACGAUAUUUAGGACGGAAACAUCGUUUUCGUCUCCAGUUUAAAAGCCCGGUAAAUGAGAUUAUUACAGAUACCUCCCUCCCCCUCCACCAACCACCCCUUUUAAAUCGUAACCACGCCCCUUAACCCCUUUAAAACCUAUUGUGCGACUCCUACCCGUUGCGAUGAGGAAAAGUUGCACUUUAGAAUAAGCAAUGUUACGAUCAUUAAAAAAAAAAAAAAAAAGGAGUAUAUAUUCGACAAUUUUUCUUAUCAGCCACGUGUUGUUUGAGACGAAUGUUUUUGCGACAACGCCUCGUACGAGUAUGAUUGCCACGUUGAUAUGUUUCUUCUUAGUCUUUCUUCUUUUUUUUAUGUUUCAAUCGAAAUUAUCCUCGACAUUUCGCGAUGCAACGUAAGUAAGAGCGAUCGAAAAUUCGAUUUUAAUAUUAACAUUUCGUGUAGAUACGUUCAAGAAUUUUCGACGUGUUUCGUAUAAAAUAUUCACGACUUUUAUCGCGAACGGACGAACGCGGACAAAACGUCGUUCGCCAUUUUCGAUGCGUGUAAAUAGCUGUUCAGUGACAUUUUACAAGCGUAACGGUGUAACAAUGUACUUAUUAUCUCACUUCCUUUGCACCUUUUAGUUUUUCUUGCGAACAUACGAAAACGAUUACGUGUAUUAUUAGUAUAAGUUAUACAUGAGUAAUAAAAGUAAUAAAAAAUA
Dufourea novaeangliae is the source of this 5706-nucleotide messenger RNA. Its product is annotated as myosin light chain kinase, smooth muscle-like. The coding region runs from base 1 to 4752 and encodes 1583 amino acids. The transcript is spliced from 23 exons. Lineage: Eukaryota; Metazoa; Arthropoda; Insecta; Hymenoptera; Halictidae. Gene Ontology annotation, biological process: protein phosphorylation. The record is from RefSeq and is a predicted model, not a curated record. Gene Ontology annotation, molecular function: protein kinase activity; ATP binding; protein binding.